AUGUGGACCGCAGCGGUUUUAACUUUUGUCGCAUUGAUGCUGAGCCCGCCCGAAAGGGUGGGAGGCCGUGUUUCAUCUAGCCUGCGCCUACAACUGCCACAUGGAGGUUGGCUGGUCGGUCGUCAUCUGAGUUCGCAUAACGGACGGCAUAUGCGCGCCUUUAUGGGCGUGCCCUAUGCCCUGCCACCGGUGGGGGAGCUGCGCUUUAAGUCGCCAGUUCCGCAGCCGGGCUGGGAAGGUGAACGUCUGGCUGUGAAGGAUGCGGCGAUUUGCAUGCAACGCGAUCCCUUCCGACGCGACAUGCUCAUCGAGGGCUCCGAGGAUUGCCUCUACCUGAAUGUCUACACACCCGAGAUCGAACGCCUCAAUGGUGCUUCGCUACCUGUCAUGGUUUGGUUUCAUGGCGGUGGUUGGGAGUGUGGCUCAGGCAUAAGCGGCUUCUAUGGACCCGACUUUCUGCUCGAUCACGAUAUAGUACUCGUGUCGGCCAACUUCCGCCUAGGUCCGCUUGGAUUCCUUAGCACAGAGACUUUGGACUGUCCCGGCAACAAUGGCCUCAAGGAUCAGCUGGAAGUACUUCGUUGGGUGCAGAACAACAUUGCCAUUUUCGGCGGCAGCCCCUCCAAUGUAACAGUGUUUGGUGAGAGCGCGGGAGGUGCCAGUGUUACGUACCAUAUGCUAUCGGAUAAAUCUCGUGGACUUAUGCAACGCGGCAUCGCCCAAUCGGGCACAUACUUCAAUCCCUGGGCACAGCCAGCCCACAAGGGUGUGGCCGCACGCCGGGCGGAGAAGCUAACCCAACUAGUGGGCUGUGACCAGGCAGGGGAGGAUUGGACCAGCAAGAUUGAGUGUUUGCGCAAACGCAGUGCGCAGGAUAUUGUCGCCACAGUUUAUGAUAUGUUUGUAUGGGACUUUGAUCCAAUGAUACCCUUCCCGCCUGUUGUGGAACCCGAACACAGCGAGGCCUUUCUUUCGGUGGCGCCACGCAAAGCUUCUACGCCACAUGGAUUCGACUUGCCACUGCUCAUUGGCGCCACAGCCGAGGAGGGCAUUUUAAAGACAGCAGCGCUACUCAAUCUUCCCCACUUGCUGGACGAUUUUAAGACCAACUUUGGCAAGGUGUUGCCCAUUGUGCUGAACUAUGAUCAUCAUGCAGGUGAACUGCAGCAGAAAAUAACCGAAAGCAUCGAGCAAUUCUAUUUCAAGUCAGGCCACGACUACAACAGAACCAAUCAUCAAAAUCUCACCAACGUAGGUUGGCGUAUUAAUGUCAGCAGAAAAUCUUAUGAAAAACAUGUUUACUCUUUUCAGCUCAUAUCUGAUGGCUGGUUUAUUGCCGGCAUUGAUGAAUAUUUACGGCUACGUAUGGCGGCAGGCAAAGCGCCCACAUAUGUCUACCUGUUUGACCACAAGGGAGCCGCUAGCUUUUCGGAAAUCUUCAAGGGUGGCCACGAUGACUACUACGGUGCGUGCCAUGCUGAGGAGCUGCAGUAUCUGUUUCCCAUAGGACGGGAACUAUUUGUCAGUGCUGUUCCAACGCAACAGGAUCUGGAGUUGCGGCAGCUGAUGCUGAAUAUGUGGAUCAAUUUUGCACGAACAGGAAACCCAAAUAUCGCAAAAAACUCCAGCGACUUACCCACUUGGCAGCCGGCCACUAGUUAUCCUGUGGAGUAUAUGCGGAUAGGCACUAAACGAGACGCGCAUGAGGAGCGACAUCCACUGCUGCGGUGGGAAGCUGCGCUGCUGCAGCAGCGCGCAAACUUCUGGCACAAUCUUAAGCCCCAUUUGCCUGCGGGUCAGUGCCCACAUAAAGGCACCCACAAUGAGCUAUAAAACGCUUAAUCAUGACCUCCAAAAAUUAAGUAACAACAAUUUGUUUUAUUGAAGUUGCAAUCAUAUUUGUAUUAUAUUAUAACACAUAUUAUUUUGUUGCUGGGCAAAAAAUGUUCGCUCAAACCGAUUUAUGAGU
Molecule: messenger RNA, 1969 nt
Organism: Scaptodrosophila lebanonensis
Lineage: Eukaryota; Metazoa; Arthropoda; Insecta; Diptera; Drosophilidae
Product: acetylcholinesterase
Exons: 4
Coding region: 1-1833 (610 amino acids)
Molecular function (GO): hydrolase activity
Source: RefSeq, a predicted model, not a curated record